UCAGAUUGUGGGUAUUAUUGCUGCUUUAUUUGCCGACAACCGACAACGAUGUUGUCUUACUACGAGUGACUACUGCUGGUGAUAGUUCUCGAGUCAGGGUGGAAACAUUCGAUCGGUGCAUCGGGCUAGGGUUUUUAUUUGCGGUUAGACACUCGAGCGGCUCGGUUGUGUUUUCUACGUGUGCUUCGUCGCGUUACACUACAUACCCAGUGAGGUGGUCAGAUGCGGGGUGAAACGUAGAGAUAUUCAGUUGAAGUGCUUUGGAGUCGAUCAUUUUCAAAGGUGGAGAUGACUGUGCCAGCAGUGGAAAAGUGUCUUCGUGUGUGGAAAAAUAACGUCAACAUAUUGUGAUUGUUGAUAAAGUGAAGUUUUUUAGUAAAAUUGAAAUGCUCUUUCUGAAUAUCUAAGUUACAUGCAGUUGAAGGUGACCAGGUACGAGAGCGAUCUAUCGGUUGUGUGGUACAUAUGACUGGUACAACUGCUCAGUUGAAGUGAUAAGGUUUUUCAAAUCAGUUGACAAUUUACGUCGCUGGAAUUUCAACGAAAAAAAAAUUAACAAUCGUCUGUAUUAGCCGCACAGGACAAGGCAUUAUCCUGAUUCACAGUAACGACGAAGAUCUGCACCGCAAGUGUUUUGGUACAGAUGCUCAAAAAUUUAAGGAAAUCUGUUGCCACUCAUCACCGACAGUGAUACACCGGAAAGCUGCACCAUACCAUCUAGCGUCCGACGAGCGACGAUAAACCAUUCAUCCCUGGCGCCGACGUUUUCCUGGGAGGGGCCGUUUUUCACCCCACAGCUGGAACUAAUAUGUCAGCGCCUUCGUGCUGGAAAAUUCUAACGCGCCGGAAAGCUCUCACCAUUGGCAAUGAGAACGGUUCGGACAGCGACAAACUCGGUCGAAUAUUGAACACCUUCGAUUUGACAGCCCUUGGCGUUGGGGCUACGCUCGGUGUUGGCGUGUACGUCCUGGCGGGGCACGUUUCUAAAGAUCAAGCCGGACCGUCGGUGGUGCUUUCCUUCCUGAUUGCCGCGGUUGCUUCCUUUCUAGCGGGCCUUUGCUAUGCGGAAUUCGGUGCACGCGUUCCGAAAUCAGGUUCAGCCUACAUCUACAGCUAUGUGUGCAUUGGAGAAUUUAUGGCGUUUAUCAUCGGCUGGAACCUGAUGCUGGAGUACAUAAUCGGAUCGGCGAGUGUGUCGCGGGGCUUAAGCCUUUACAUUGACACGCUGGCCAACGACACGAUGAAAAUACACUUUCGGGAAAUCGCACCAAUGGAAUGGGACUUUAUGUCUAGGUAUUUCGACUUUUUUGGAUUCUCCGUAGCGAUCCUAUUGGGAGUCGCACUGGCCUUCGGCCUGAAGAAAUCAACUAUGGUAAACAACUUCUUUACGAUUCUUAAUAUUGGAAUCGUGCUGUUUGUUGUAAUUGCUGGAGCUAUAAACGCCGACAUCGCCAAUUGGAAUAUUAAUCCAAUGAACGUUUCCUCCAUCUACAAUGUCGGAGAAGGAGGAUUCUUUCCGUUUGGCUUCGAAGGAACUCUACGUGGGGCAGCUACAUGCUUUUUCGGAUUUGUAGGAUUCGAUUGCAUCGCGACCACCGGAGAAGAAGUUCGCAACCCUCGUAAAGCUAUUCCCAGAGCGAUUCUGUUUUCGCUGUGUACUAUUUUUCUAGCAUAUUUUGGCGUGUCUACGGUUCUUACGCUAAUGUGGCCAUACUAUCUGCAGGACGUUAACGCUCCUCUUCCUUUCGUUUUCAAUGAGAUCGGUUGGACGUUUGCCAAGUGGACGGUGGCCAUCGGUGGUAUAAUCGGUUUGGUAGCCAGUCUGUUCGGGGCAAUGUUCCCACAGCCCAGAAUUAUUUACGCGAUGGCCCAAGACGGUCUGGUUUUUCGGGCCCUGGGAGAAAUCAGUCCUCGGCACAAGACUCCGGUUUUUGGUACACUUUGCGGUGCGCUUCUAACCGGCACGAUGGCCGGAUUGUUUGAUCUGAAAGCUCUAGUCAAUAUGCUAUCGAUUGGUACACUUAUGGCGUACACAGUUGUGGCGAUCUCAAUACUCAUUCUCAGAUUUUCAGAAGAACAAACUGACAGCUCGAUUCCUUCGACGAGCAAACAAACUUACGAAUCAUCAAACCUGCUGAAACCCGGUAGCCGAUUAACAGGACCAGCAUUCAUUAAGCAGUUGUUCAACGUGUCCUGCGUAAGGAUACCAUCUCAUAUUUCCACUAGCGUUGUGGGCGUUCUUGUGACGCUUUAUUGUCUUGUGUCGCUAGCACUUUCGCUCACGAUUUACUAUGCUAAACAACAACUUUACGAUUUGGAACCAUGGGCUUGGACAUUGGCCGGUACUCUGCUAGGAUUGCUGCUGAUCGUUUUGCUGCUGAUGUCGAUCCAACCCCGGGAAACAGCAGACGCGCCCUUUAAAGUACCAUUGGUUCCGCUGCUACCUGCGAUCAGUAUUUUCGUGAACAUCUAUCUAAUGCUGAUGUUGGAUGUCUACACAUGGAUCCGAUUCGGGAUCUGGAUGGGAAUAGGUCUACCGAUCUAUUUGAUAUGUGUCUGUUGUGGCAAUACUAACGGGAAAAGCAAAACAAAUGACGAAGUCAAUUGUCGAGAGAGUAAAAUUUCAGACCACAUCCGCUCAGAAGGAAUUGAAAACGGUGGCUUCGUACAAAGCGAAGAGUCAACUGUGACACCGAACGGUUUCUAUUCACAGAACCUUAAGGAUGCAGUCAACGGAACUGAAGAUAAACAGUUCAAUUUAAUCGCCACUGCCGGCACCUAUAAGGAAAAUGGCGAAAAAGAUGAAGAUAUAACACAAACUAAAGCAAAAUCCCAAACACCCUCUCCAAAAAACAGUAUGGACGAAAUAAUAGCUGUUUCCGAACUGUCCGAUCUAGUCACUGAAAAAAUCGAACCGAACGGAAAGGCCUACUUUGUGGAGGAUGUGAACGAAAAAGAUUCGGAUCGAUCCAGUGUGGAGACAAAUAAGGCAAUUGCAUUGCUGGAUGACAUACUGAACGAUGAAGAGAAGACGAUGGACCUUUCAAUUCCUUAUCCGUCUUUGGAUGACGAGUCGCUGGCAAGUCCAGUUUUUCGAGAGCGGUCUGUUGUGGCAGAUAUCCAUCGCGAAGACGAGAUUUCUAUGCAGCAUCAGGUGGAGGAUAUUCCAGAGCAGGCUGAGUUAAUGUCAAUAGACAGUCUCGACAUAAUCGAAACACCAGAACCAGCUGUCAACAAUACACCAGAGCCUGUGUCGCUACAGCCAAGGGCCGCUUUUGUCAUGGGUCAAGAUGUCAGCAGCGAUUUUGAGACCGAUGAUGAAGAUGAGGUCCACUACAAUCGAUUGAACAGUCAACGGCAGAAACAGUUUAUGACAAGACUAAGCACACUGCUAGAGAAUCCUCAGCCAAAACAAUACAAACGGAAAGGUCCCAGAGCGAUUAUAGUUGAUGAAAACUCCAACAAUUUGAAACUGCAAAAAAGCAGCAGUGAGCCCAAUUUUGUGUUGCUACUGGAUACCUCACCGAACAACGAAAGCGAAACGGACAGCCCAAAUCGGACACCCACAGCAACGGUGCCACCUGCUCCACUAUUUAACGAGACUGUUUUCAAUAGCAUUAAACCAGACACUGAGCUGUCAAAAGACCCAACUACGAAAAGCACACCGACCGUCAAAUUUGUAGCUUCUUCACCGAGUAAUAGCUCCGUUCCUGAAGCCCCAAAGUUCGACCCUAUUCUAUACAACACAGUUGGAAAACACAAAUCACCACGAGCAAGUCUCAACGUUCCUCCUAUCAGUGCCAGUAGCUCAGGUUACGCUGACGUGACACUCCGCAAGAUAAACCCGCAGACACCACCCGCCAUCGACAGCAAAACCCCGGAAGCGAACGGAGGGGAGCCCCCCGCCAAUUCACGAGAAGUGUUCAGAUCCAAACUCGAGCAAAUAUUGCAAAGAGGACCGGUCAACAAAGUCCGUCCUAAGACGUUACCUCCUUCGUUGCUCGAGCGGCAACCGGCUCCUGCUUCUAGCACCAAUGAACCCACGACAGCCACCUCCAACGGUAACGUCGUCAGUCCAAAGGACAACUCCUCUCCCAGAAAUUUUCGGGAGCUGGCGAGAGCUUUCGAUACCGCCAAAAAGCAGCAAAAACUCAUCUUUGACGAUGUGCUCAAGGCAAUUAACCCGGACACCCGACCGAGCGUAAUUCGGAAUUCGCUCGAGCAUCGGAUGUCCUUUUCCGAGUUCAAAAACGGGUUGAAGAAAACGGUACCACCGAAGCCGUAUCUACCGAAUGCGUGAUGUGCUACAAGCUCGAGAGUGUGAACGAGAGACCGUUGUUUUUUUUUAUGAAGUGUAAAUUGACGAUACUUUCCGGGUGCUUGUUGCGCCUAGCGCCAUUAUUGAAGUUCGCAAAAUAAGUUAUUGAACGGCGAUGUUUGUUUCUAUAUUCUACCAUUCGAAAAUUCCCUGUUUAGCUUCUAGGUUUGGGUGGUAUCGGUUUCUCGGUUGAAAGUUGAGAAAUCAGCAUUUCUUUAAAGCUUUUAAUCUGAUUGUAUAGCUUUUUAUCAAUACUUUUCAAGAAAAUAUUGACGAUUCUAAUCAGGCCGAAGUAAUUUUUCACAGUUAAAUUGUUAGUUUUUUAUUUUUUGUUUGUUUAAAGCUCUUGAUUUUUUUUUGUAAAUCCAAUCGAAAUAUAUUUUAUUCAAUAGUUUCACCCGCAAUCGCUCAAAAUUGCAAUUAAAAAAUCUUCGGUUAUCCACAGAAAAUCCUCCCAUACUUCGCCCACUGAAUGUUUCUUAUCAUAACUUUUGAACUGGAUUGGGAAGCAUAUCCAAAAAAAAAAUACUUUUCUUCAGUCGGACAAAUACAUUAUACUAACAUAGCAUUCAAGUGUAAAUUGAAUGCAUACUCAGAAACUGUUGAUAAAAUCUAAAAAAAAUUGGAAAGUUUUAUUUGAAAGUGAAUAAUUUAUUAAUUAGUUAGGAUUGUUACAUAAUUAAUUACUCCAUUCCCAAAAAUGUUUCGUGAGUUAUCAUCUAAAAUGAUACCACAACCCACUUAAGUAAAACGUUUCGACUGCUAAACGUCUUAUUUCAAUAUAUUUAACCCAUUGCAUGACUGAACGGUUGCAUGACGAUAUCGUAAACCCAAUCAAAUCAAACUCUACAACGGCCCCCUAACAAUGCUGGUAUUUUUGAACGAUCCUCAUUAACUCGCUAACCCACAAAUAAUGAACAGACGGAGUGCAUGAUCAUCGUAGCUACGUUAACAGCACCGACCGUACACCUAACAGGUGCAAGUGAAACUAGUUUAGUAUAAUCGUAUCUAGUAGUAGACAUGUUAAACUGCUUGAAAAAUGGUUGGCUGCACCGAAUUUGAAAGCAUCUUGAUCACUCCUUUGUUUUUGCAAUAUUAAACGUUCCACC
This is a messenger RNA of Wyeomyia smithii (pitcher-plant mosquito), 5427 nucleotides long. Its product is annotated as cationic amino acid transporter 2-like. Gene Ontology annotation, cellular component: plasma membrane. The record is from RefSeq and is a predicted model, not a curated record. NCBI's taxonomy places the organism in Eukaryota, Metazoa, Arthropoda, Insecta, Diptera, Culicidae. The transcript is spliced from 7 exons. Gene Ontology annotation, biological process: transmembrane transport; amino acid transport. Gene Ontology annotation, molecular function: amino acid transmembrane transporter activity. The coding region runs from base 809 to 4300 and encodes 1163 amino acids.